AUGAGUAUUGUCAGAAAUGUAAUCUUUUCUUCAUAUUUAGCUGGUAACUGUUUGAUUGGUGGUUGCGGAGUUGGUUCCUGCUGCUCGGCAUAUGGUUUUUGUGCUACUACAUACUGCGGUGGUCCAGUAGCAGUUAGUUGUCUCACUUCCGGAUGUCCAUCAGGAGAAUGUUGUUUCCAAAACGGAUAUUGCGGAAGAGCUGCUGCCUAUUGUGGAGCUACCAGUUAUGGAAAUUGUUACUCUACUGGUUGUGCUGCUGGUGGCUGCUGCACACAAUACGGAUAUUGUGGCUCGUAUGGUGCUUACUGCGCUGUCGCCAAAUUUCUAUCUGGAAAGAAAGCAGCUUCGUUGGAAGGUGAAUUUCAAGGACAAGCGACAUAUUACAAUGAAACUAUGGCUGGUAUGGAAUUCAGUACAUGUGGUACAAGUCGAGCUCGUUCAUUAGAUGUAAAUAGUGAGAAAAUCUAUACAGCUGCUCUCAAUCAAGUUCAAUUUGAUCCAUAUACUCUUAACGGUAUUCCAAGUACGAAUCCCAUCUGUCAAAAGAAAGCAAUUGCUAAAGGAAUCAAAGGUGAAAUAGUUGUACAAUUUGUUGAUCGUUGUGAUGGAUGCAAAGAAGGUGAUAUUGCCCUCACAUAUGAUGGUUUUAUGGCUGUAGCUGGUGAACUUGGUGAUGGACACACUGACAUCACAUGGCACUUUAUCUAA
Messenger RNA from Adineta steineri, 708 nucleotides. Lineage: Eukaryota; Metazoa; Rotifera; Eurotatoria; Adinetida; Adinetidae. The record is from the annotation of a GenBank genome assembly.